CAAAAAGCGCAGGUCAUAGUGAGGAGAGGAGAGGAGAGCGGAGGUGGCGGCGGGGGACGGUGAUGGCGGCGUACAGGGCGGACGAGGAGUACGACUACCUGUUCAAGGUGGUGUUGAUCGGGGACUCCGGGGUGGGGAAGACGAACCUGCUCUCCCGCUUCGCCCGCGACGAGUUCAGCUUCGAGACCAAGUCCACCAUCGGCGUCGAGUUCGCCACCCGCACCAUCCACGUCGACGGCAAGCUCAUCAAGGCCCAGAUAUGGGAUGCCGCCGGCCAAGAUAGAUACCGAGCAAUCACAAGCGCAUACUAUAGAGGAUCUGUCGGAGCCCUCGUCGUCUACAACUUGAGUUGCCAUAUCACCUUCGAGAACACAGCCAGGUGGCUGCAGGAACUGCGAAGCCACACGGACCCAAACAUCGUUGUCAUGGUCGUGGGCAACAAGGCUGACCUGUGUCACAUAAGGGCUGUGUUGGUAGAGGAGGCACAAGCCUUUGCUAGCAAGGAGAAGGCUUUCUUCAUGGAGACUUCCGCCCUGGAGUCUAUCAACGUGGAGAAUGCCUUCACGAAGUGCUGACUUAAAUCUACCAUGUGGUCAACAGGAAGGUGCUUGCCAUUGGUGAUGAUCCCUCGACUUUGCCUAAAGGACAGACCAUUAAUAUAGACAUGGAGGAUGAUCGCUAAGCUGCUAACAAAGCUGGGU
Molecule: messenger RNA, 701 nt
Organism: Musa acuminata AAA Group (dessert banana)
Lineage: Eukaryota; Viridiplantae; Streptophyta; Magnoliopsida; Zingiberales; Musaceae
Product: ras-related protein RABA1f-like
Exons: 2
Coding region: 63-575 (170 amino acids)
Biological process (GO): vesicle-mediated transport
Cellular component (GO): endosome
Molecular function (GO): GTP binding; GTPase activity
Source: RefSeq, a predicted model, not a curated record